This is a messenger RNA of Drosophila subobscura, 615 nucleotides long. It is a transcript of the gene Obp58b, whose product is annotated as general odorant-binding protein 68. The transcript is spliced from 3 exons. Lineage: Eukaryota; Metazoa; Arthropoda; Insecta; Diptera; Drosophilidae. Gene Ontology annotation, molecular function: odorant binding. The record is from RefSeq and is a predicted model, not a curated record. Bases 1 to 615 code for a protein of 204 amino acids.
AUGUUGCGGGCCACCUUUGUGCUGUGUCUGGCGCUGGCACAGCUGCUGCUGAGUGUGCCUGCAGUCCGCGUCCAUUGCCGGCAUGUGGAGCGCAUCCACGAGGAUCACAUCCACUACUGCUGCAAGCACCCGGACGGGCACGACGAGGUGACGGAGAUGUGCGCCAAGCAGACCAACUUCCGACUGCCCUCCACCCAGGAGGAGGCCAUGGAGGAUGUCACCGUGGACCAGGUCAUGUCGGGCACCUGCUGGGGCAAGUGCGUCUUCGACCACUACAAGCUGAUGGACGCCAACGGCACCCUGGACAUGAUCGCCGUGCACACCCACUACAAGCAGUACCACAAAACGGAUCCCGAGUACGAGACGGAAAUGCUGAAUGCCUUCCAGAAGUGUCACUCAAAUACUGAGGAUGCCACCUCGCAGUUUCUGUCGCUGCCCAUUGUGCGCGCCUUUGCCACGGGAAAGUUCUGCAAGCCCGCCUCCAGCGUGAUCCUCUCCUGCGUCAUUUACAACUUCUUCCACAGCUGCCCCAAGAGCCGCUGGUCGAACUCCACGGAGUGCGAGGAGACGCGCGCCUUUGCCAAUAAGUGCAAGGAUGUGCUGACCAUAAUGUGA